Messenger RNA from Colletes gigas, 2187 nucleotides. Its product is annotated as serine protease inhibitor 88Ea-like. Gene Ontology annotation, molecular function: serine-type endopeptidase inhibitor activity. The record is from RefSeq and is a predicted model, not a curated record. Bases 411 to 1754 code for a protein of 447 amino acids. The transcript has 4 exons. Lineage: Eukaryota; Metazoa; Arthropoda; Insecta; Hymenoptera; Colletidae.
AUUUCGGCCAUGCUUCAAGGAUUUUGACCCAGCGCGCGAUCGUGCGUACGUGCGUACGCCGCGAACUGUAUCAACGAUUUCCAAUCGUGACGCGCGUCGCGUCCCCUCCCCGCCGUCCUCGUUUGGGAUUUCCUGACAAUGAAGCUAUUACGACCGGGCAUUUCCACUAUCGUAGAAUCAACAUCGGGCUCGGCUGGAAAGGAUUCGUGCCCGAUGAGUAGACGCGACACCCGACUCCCCGAGUAAAACCGUGGUGGGGAACCGGUCGUGAAGCCAGUUACUCGCUGGCAUCUCGGCGUUACUUUUCCAUCGUGCAUUCAGUUCAGCUUCGUUGCGAGCAAUAACCGGACGUUUUUUCGUGUCGAGGAAACAUCGCAAACAGAAGGAUCGAAACGCGUGGAUCAGCUACGAUGCGUCUACAACCGGCAAUGUCGGUGAUACCAGCGCUGUUUAUGCUGAGCAGCGUCACGGCGCAAUGUCUCACCGGCGACGACAAUCCUGCGAUGAUGAAUCCAGGCUCGAAGAAGGCGUUGACUGACGCUCGAUUCGGUUUCGCCCUGGAGAGUCUGAAAAAAACGGCGAUGAUCGAGUCGCGCGACAACAUAUUCUUCAGUCCUCACAGUAUUCAUCAGGCUCUGACCCUGGCGUACUUUGGCGCUCGCGGUACCACCGAGGAGUCCUUAAGGAAAGCCUUGCAUAUCCCGAACGAUCUGUCCAAGGUCGAUGUGCAGCGAUACUACGCUUACGAGAAAUCCCUCAGGCAACAACUCGAAUCUCAGGGUAAUUCAUCGGGCACAGGCGAAUACACGUCGGCAAACAGAUUGUGGAUAACGGACACGCGAAAAGUGCGAGAAUGUAUGUUGGACUUUUUCGGCGAUCAGCUGGAGAAGACCGAUUUCCACAGCAAUCCAUCAGCAGCUCGCGAUCGCAUCAACGAUUGGGUCAGCAACACGACGAAGGGACAGAUCCGUGACCUUCUUUCCCCGGACAGUAUAACCGAGGACACUGAUCUAGUUUUGGCGAACGCAGUUUACUUCAAACGCCUCUGGCAGAGUCGUUUCGAUCCUGCCGAGUCCAAGAAAGAUCUGUUCUACAGCUCUGGCUCACAGAAUUCCAUGGUGACGUUCAUGCGGCAAAAGGGGACCUUCAAUCAUCUGAUUUCCGAGAUACUUGGCGCGCAUGUACUGGAGCUUCCUUACAAGGGCGAGGAUGUAUCGAUGUUCGUGAUGCUCCCUCCGUUCGCCACCGCGAGGGCCGUGAACGGCGCCGACGGUGCCGACGGGGAUGGCGUUCGUCAACUGAUCGAACGUAUUUCCACCGACGAGGGUUCCGCGGAGCUUCGUCAUAUUCUAAAUUACGGUGUCCCAGCACGGGACGUGGAGGUCUUCCUGCCGCGAUUCGAGAUCGAGAGGGAGCUUCCGUUGGGCACGUUGCUUAACGCGUUGGGCGCGGGAGAGUUGAUGGUUCCGAACGCGGCCGAUCUCCGGGGAUUCCUCGAAGACGGGGAGAAACCGUUGCACCUGGGCGACGCGGUUCACCGCGCGCGAAUCGAAGUCACCGAAGAGGGCACCACCGCAGCAGCCGCGACCGCCUUGUUCAUGUUCCGUUCGGGCAGGCCGCUGCAGCCCGCCAUUUUUAACGCGAAUCACCCGUUCCUCUACUUGAUCUACGACAAACCGAUGCGCACGAUCCUCUUCAGCGGGAUCUAUCGCGCGCCCAAUCCGCCGCAGAACAACGCGCAGACUGGCGCUUAAUAUGUUUGAGUCAGCGUGAUUUUCGUCGUUCCUCGUUUGCCCUUUGUGUGUUCCGAAGCGAGUGCAAGGUGGAAGCGUGCGAGAGCUUUGUGUGCACGUGUAUCGUAGUCCUCUCGGAAGAAAAGCUAUGGAAGUUAGGCGACCAGGCACCGAUCUAUCGAUCGGGGCACCAUUUCGGUUUGGACGCGUGAUGUUUUUGUCAGUGACGGUUGGUGAACGUUUAUAGCGACGAUAGAGGUACUUUAUUCAGGCUUUUAUUUCAUUUUUUUCCUGCAAUUGUGGGCUUGAAAAUGUUAUACUCUGUAUUCCACUGGAUUAUUUCCUCGUUAUUCAUUUUCAAAUUAAAUGGGGGAAAAAGAAAGAUAUUAACCCUGACGAUAAUGAUAAUAAAGGCUAUAACAACGUUAAUGUCACUAAUUUGCGUUCUUGUUAU